Molecule: messenger RNA, 3911 nt
Organism: Theobroma umbraticum
Lineage: Eukaryota; Viridiplantae; Streptophyta; Magnoliopsida; Malvales; Malvaceae
Source: RefSeq, a predicted model, not a curated record
UUAGGAUUUUCUUUUUUGCAGGGAGAUCAUCUGAUUGUUGUUGCUAUUUUUCUUGAUUGUUUCUCAAAUUUAUUAAAGGCUUUCUGAGGAUAAGAGUAUCAUCUCAUUGUCUCACUGAACCAAAGGAUAAUUUGGAAGACGUGCUUGUUGUUGUUUUCUUGAUAAACUUUUGUAAGGAGAUCUUAGUUACCAGCUAUCACAAAAUUAAUCAAGACCUCUAAGGAUAGGAGAAGUACCAACUCAUCUGCUUCACGUCACCAGUUUGUUUCUUCUGCCUAAGAAGUCUGUGCUUAACAAAGAGUCAAGGAGGUUCGUGGAUCAUUUUCAUUGACUUUGGGCUUCAUCUUUCCAAAUAAAUUGAAGAGGAAAUCAGGAAUAGCUUAUAUGGAGCUUAUAGGGCCAAUUUUUGAAGUGAUGAAGUGCUUUGGUGGUCCAACCUGUACAUACAUAGAUCAUCACCGGAAACUUGAAGAACAUAUGAAUGAUCUUCGCGGAAAAAUGAAUGAUCUAAACACUCGAAAGCAAGACCUCGAACUAAGAAAGGAAGCAGAGCUUCGUUGCAGAAAAGUGGUGAAGAAAGAAGUGGAGAACUGGUUUGAAGAUGUACAAAGGGUUAAUACUAAAGUGGAAGAGAUUGAAAAGAAGUUCCAUGAUGUUUCAUACUUUUUACGUGGCCGUCUAGGAAAAUUUAUUUCUCAAAAGAUUGAAGAAGUAAAGGACAUUUACCAACAGGGUAGUUUCCCUGAUGGUGUGGCAGUUGAUGGGCUUCCAAUCCCCGGGGUGACGUUACCAACACCAAAUCUAGAAGGUGAAAUCGAUGUAAAAGAGCAAAUUUGGGAGUAUUUGAUGAGUGAUGCGGUUGGACUGAUUGGAGUAUGUGGAAUGGGUGGUAUAGGGAAAACUACCAUCAUGAAGCAUAUCAAUAAUCAAUUAUUGAAAGAUAAUGGGUUUGAUAAUGUGAUAUGGGUCACCGUAUCAAAAGAAUUCAAUAUUUUCAAAUUGCAAGAAGAUAUUGCAGAUUCUCUGAAACACUCUCUUCCAAAAGGUGAAUUGCAACGAGUAGCAACACUAAAAAAUAUUUUGGAGGGAAAGAGAUAUGUGUUGAUCUUAGACGAUGUGUGGAAACGGUUUUCUCUGUUGGAUGUGGGAAUCCCUGAAGAAACAUUAGGGGUGGGGAGGAAAGUUGUACUUACUAGCAGAUCGAUUGAGGUCUGUAAAUCUAUGAGUUGUAAGGUGGUCAAAGUUCAACCGCUCAAAAAGGAGUCCAUGAACUUAUUCUUAGAUCAUGUGGGACAUAGUGUUGUACAAGAUCAAAAUUUAAAAGACAUUGUCAACAAAAUUCUUGAGCAAUGUGGCGGUUUACCACUUAGCAUUUUGACAAUAGCCGGGAGCAUGAAAGGGGUAGAUGAUAUUUGUGAGUGGAGGAAUGCACUAACAGAAUUAGAGGAGCGUGUGAAAAGUGUGAAAGGAUCAGAUAUUGAAAUAUUUGAGCAUUUGAAGUUCAGUUAUGAUCAUUUGAUAGAUCCAAAAGUUCAAAAUUGUUUCUUAUAUUGCUCCUUGUAUCCGGAAGAUUUUGAAAUACGAAAAGUGGACUUGAUUGAAGAUUGGAUAGAUGAGGGACUCCUUGACGUCGUAGAGACCAGACAAGCAAUGCAUGACAGAGGCCAUAGCAUUUUAAAUAAGCUUGAAAAUAAUUGCUUGUUAGAGAGGACUGCAACUUUUUAUGGGGAUGCAGUUAAGAUGCAUGAUGUUUUGAGAGACAUGGCAUUGUAUAUCAAAGGUCAUCGGUUCAUGGUAAAAGCUGGUAUGCAAUUGAAGGAGCCACCAAGUGAGCAAAAAUGGAAAGUGAGUAUUGAGAAGGUUUCCUUGAUGCAUAAUCCAAAGUUAGAAGUUCCUCCUCACAUAUCAUUUGAAUGCCCUCAUUUAUCAACCUUGAUAUUGCGAAACUGCUGCUUAAGAACGAUUCCGGAAUCUUUGUUUAAGCACAUGCCUGGGCUAAAUGUUCUAGAUCUUUCCGGUAAUAAAAUUGUGGAUCUACCCAAUUCCAUCUCUAUCUUGAAAAAUCUCAAAGCAUUGAAACUUGCUUAUUGUAACAUGUUGAAAUAUCUGCCUUCAUUAGCAGAGCUCAGAACAUUGAGAAAGUUGGACCUCUAUGAUACAAGAAUUAAAGAGAUUCCUCAUGGUAUGGAAAUGUUAAAAAACCUCAGAUAUCUUUAUCUAUGGUCAGUGAAUCUAAAGCAGCUACCGGUAGGAAUAUUACCGGUGAUUUCCCAUAUCCAAUGCCUAAUACUAGAAGGGCUGCAAGUAAUGGGAGAAGAAAUAGGCAAAUUGAGGAAGCUUGAGUAUGUUUCAUGUUCAUUUUGUGACAUGCAAGAGUUUAAGAAAUAUGCAGAGUCUAUACAAGGUAAAUGGCCUACAGAUUUCUAUUUUAAAGUGGGAUCUUUUUCGGUGAAACCUGUUAGGUUUUGCCCCGAUUUCAAACAUAUUCUGAGAAGGGUAAUAUGCGAGAAUUGCGAGAUGGAGAGGUGUGAUGAUAUAGUGGACACAUUUGACCUUGAUAAUAUAUGUAUUCGUAAGUGUGAUGAUUUCAAAUGUUUAAGCAGUAUUCCUUUGUUUCGUACGGCAACUGUCUUGACGUGUUCUGUUAAGGAGUGUGAAGGGAUAGAGUGUGUGGUUGACUUGUCAUUAUCAGCUUGCAACGCACUUCAGAACAUUGAGUAUCUAUUCCUUGAGCAACUGUGCAACUUGCGUGAACUUGUGAGGGUAGGAGUGGCGGCUGAAUUUGAAUCUACCUCUCAUGCUCCAGCACCACCUGCCACCUUCUCUUCUCUUAAACUAUUACAACUGUGUUGUUGUUCGAGGAUUAAAAAGUUGUUUCCAGUUGAGCUAUUGCAGGGCCUCCAAAACUUAGAGACAAUUGAUAUUGUCCUUUGUGAAGAAAUGGAGGAAAUAAUUGCAUCAGAAGAAAAUCACAAUGGAGAAGGAACAACAUUUAUUCUUCCCAAAUUAAAAUCAUUGCGGUUGGACGAGUUACCAAAAUUGAAAAGCAUUUGCACUGGUGGAAUUAUGAUUUCUUCAGUUUCUCUCCGACAACUUUUUAUAUACAAAUGUCCAGAACUGAAGAGGAUCCCUUUGUCUCUUCCCCUUCUUGAAAAUGGGCAACCAUCUCCUCCUCCUUUUCUGAAAGCUAUCAUUGUAGAUACAAGAGAAUGGUGGGAAUCAGUGGAAUGGGAUCAGCCUGAUGCUGAGGAUGUCUUUUCUCCCUUUGUUACAUAUUAUUGAGAAUGAGAUGGAGAAGAGCUGUUCCAUUAAAUGUGCCUCCAAGGCUCUCAGUGCUGGACACAGGAAAUUGCUGGCGCGCAGCUUCCAAGGAUUAAAUGAGUCCAGUGUAAAUAUUCUCUACAUCAACUAACACCAUUCAAUCUGUCUUCUUGGAUAGGAGAUUUUGCUGGUGGCUUUCUUCCUUGGCUUUGUUUCAUCUCUGCUUUGUUUUCCUGAUUUUAACCAAUAAAUUUUGAGGGACUGAUGCAAUAUCAAGCCACUACACUCGGCAUGGAGAUUAUGGGAGGAAGGCAGGCCUGUUGAACUUGCUGAUAAUUUCAUUAGGAGUGUCCUGCAAUCUAUCAGAAGUGAGACGAUGCAUCCACAUUGGUUGUGCAACAGUAUACUGAGGACCGACCAACUAUGUCAUCUGUGUUUCAGCCCAAAGAACAUGGGUUCUUUGUUUCUCAACUGUCCGCCUGAAGCAGAUUCUUCAUCUAGCAAGCCUGGAUCAUUCUUGAUGAAUGAAACUACCACAUCAAUUUUAGAGCUUCGUUAGGGAGUUGAAUCCUCAUAUCUCUUAUGCUACAAACUCUCUUUAUAUGCUGUUCAUGAGAGUAUGCUUUGUGUUAUGUUUUAAUAAUCAGAGA